Molecule: messenger RNA, 2678 nt
Organism: Erigeron canadensis
Lineage: Eukaryota; Viridiplantae; Streptophyta; Magnoliopsida; Asterales; Asteraceae
Product: DNA gyrase subunit B, chloroplastic/mitochondrial-like
Exons: 20
Coding region: 80-2272 (730 amino acids)
Biological process (GO): DNA topological change
Cellular component (GO): chromosome
Molecular function (GO): DNA binding; DNA topoisomerase type II (double strand cut, ATP-hydrolyzing) activity; ATP binding
Source: RefSeq, a predicted model, not a curated record
CAUCGUUAUCUUGUUUACUAAACCUGCAAAACCCCAUAAAAUAAAACACCCACUAAAACACUAACAUUAUAUGUACUGAAUGGCUCUUCUUAAACCCCUUCAUUAUUCAUCUUUUUAUUACAGGUUAAUCAUGUCUUCUUCAAGAUUCUUGAUACCCAUUACUAGUCUCUCUGUUUCACCUUCCCCACCCUCUCUUUUCUUAAAACCCAGGUCAAGUUUGGGAGUGAGGACACUAUCUACAAACAGGGUUUUAGUUCCAAGGGUAUUUAUGUCAACUUCAGCUUCUUCUUCUUCUUCAAGUUCUGUUGCUGAAGUUACUAGAAAGAAAGAUGGGCCAGACCAUUAUGGGUCUGAAAAUAUUCAGAUAUUGGAAGGUUUAGAUGCCGUGAGGAAAAGACCAGGCAUGUACAUUGGAAGUACGGGUUUUCGUGGUCUGCAUCAUCUGGUUUAUGAAAUAUUGGACAAUUGUGUUGACGAGGCCCAAGCUGGAUUUGCUUCAAAGGUCGAUAUCAUUUUACAUGCAGAUGGUUCCGUGUGCAUAGCUGAUAAUGGACGUGGGAUUCCAAUUGACUUGCACCCAGGCUCAAAAAAAUCAGGAGUGGAGACCGUCUUGACUGUUUUGCAUGCCGGUGGGAAAUUCGGCGGGGACAGUAGUGGUUAUAAGGUCUCAGGUGGACUACAUGGCGUGGGUUUGUCUGUAGUUAAUGCAUUGUCUGAGGCAUUAGAAGUUACUGUUUGGAGAGAUGGUAAAGAGUGCCAUCAAAGCUAUACACGUGGAAAGCCUCAUAAACCUUUAGACUGUAAAGACCUUCCAGCUGAAUCACGUGAUCGCACAGGGACAUGCAUAAAGUUUUCGCCUGAUGCACAGAUAUUCACAUCUGGAAUGGAGUUCGAUUAUGAUACUAUUGCUGCACGAGUCCGGGAGCGAGCUUUUCUAGUCCCUGGGUUGAUAAUUACUAUAAAGAAAGAAGAUACAGACCCUGAGAAGAACCGAUUUGAUGAGUAUUGCUUUGCCGGGGGGCUGGUUGAGUAUGUAAAGUGGCUAAAUGCUGAUAAGCAACCGCUUCAUGAUAUCUUGAACUUUCGAAAGGAAUCUGAUGGGAUCACCAUCGAUGUAGCUUUUCAAUGGUGUUCGGAUGCCUAUUCCGAUACAAUGCUGGGGUAUGCUAAUAGCAUACGCACAGUUGAUGGUGGGACUCACAUUGAUGGUCUCAAAGCUUCACUAACCAGGACACUCAACAAUCUUGGAAAGAAGUCCAAAAUUAUCAAGGAAAAGGAUAUCAGCUUAAGUGGCGAGCAUGUGAGGGAGGGACUCACUUGUGUGAUAUCGGUCAAACUUCCAAAUCCGGAGUUUGAGGGUCAAACAAAGACACGUUUGGGAAAUCCAGAAGUUAGGAAGCUGGUUGAUAACUCGCUCCAAGAGUACCUCACCGAAUACUUAGAGUUGAAUCCUGAUGUUCUUGAUUCAAUUCUCUCCAAGUCCCUCAAUGCUUUAAAGGCGGCUUUAGCAGCCAAGAGGGCGCGUGAAUUGGAGAGACAAAAGAGUGUUCUGAAGGUGUCAUCUCUUCCAGGAAAGCUUGCUGAUUGUUCAGCCACAGAUCCUGAAGUAGCUGAGAUUUUUAUCGUUGAAGGAGAUUCAGCAGGUGGAAGUGCUAAACAGGGUCGUGACAAGAACUUCCAGGCUAUUCUUCCUUUAAAGGGUAAAAUUUUGAACGUUGAAAGAAAGGAUGAAGCUGCGAUGUACAAGAAUGAAGAGAUUCAAAAUUUAAUUCGUGCACUUGGUCUUGGAGUGAAGGGAGAGGAUUUCAAAAAAGAUAGUCUACGAUACCAUAAGAUUAUAAUUUUAACUGAUGCCGAUGUUGAUGGUGCUCAUAUUCGUACAUUAUUGUUAACAUUUUUCUAUAGAUAUCAGAGAGCUUUAUUUGAUGAAGGUUGCAUAUACGUUGGUGUGCCACCCCUAUACAAGGUUUCUAGGGGGAAGCAGUCAUUCUACUGUUAUGACGAAGCAGAACUUAAAAAACUUCAGAGUUCAUUUCCUUCACAUAUAAUACCUACUAUUCAGAGGUUCAAAGGUUUAGGAGAAAUGAUGCCGUUACAGUUAUGGGAAACUACCUUAGAUCCUAAGACCAGGCUAUUGAAGAAACUUGUGGUUGAGGAUGCGGCAGAAGCAAAUGUUACAUUUUCGUCACUUAUGGGCGCAAGGGUGGACAUACGCAAGGAGAUGAUACAAACCACUGCAAGGAAGAUGGAUUUGAAGCAUCUUGAUAUAUGAAGUUUUCUACCCGAGAAUAUGGAGUAGGCGGAACAAUAUUAUUUCUGAAGUUGUAUGGGAAUACAGCCCGACAACUAGCUACUUCUUAGAGGCGACCAAGUUCAUUUGUCGGACCUAUAUGCAUACCUUCCCCAAUGAAACUAACUUGCUAACUUUUGUCGAUUUGAAGACAUCAAUUUUGCAAUGGUGGUGAGUGCAAGUAUUUAAGUCCUUUGUGCCUUUGAAAACAUAAAAUGUAAUGGGGCUACGAAAACAUAUAUUUAGCAGAGUUGACCGUAUGUAGAGCAAGUAAACGUACGUUUACUUUUUCUGGAAAACGAACGAAAGCAACAUCAAUGUUUGCUCAUCUUCUAUAUAGACUUGCAAUGAGCAUGUUGAGAUCAUUAAAAUAUCUUCAGUUUUUAUA